GCUGGAAUUGCGCAGGAGCGAAGGCGCACCGGUCGAUUUCACAUCAAGUGUGGUUAAAGCAAAAGGGGUGAACGUCACACACUCGUGUGAGUGCCCUCUGAAGCUUCCCACAGUGCUUUUAUGAACGACACAUCGCGGCACCGAGACGCGCAGACAGACACCGCGUCGUAGCUCGAGGAGUACGCAGCGGACCCGCGCGCACCGGUUCCACGAGUUCAACUUGCCAGCGCUUCUUAUUCAUUUUUUUUUAAACCUGCAUGUCAACUUUAAAAACAUCUCCUGCAUAGAAUUUUUCUCCCCCUCCUCCCCCUCUCUCGCUUUGCGGAGAAGACAAUCUUUGGAUCGCACAAAUUAACGGAUGUUCUUGGAUAACCGCUGCUCGUUUUACGCGGAGAGCUGCUCCACGGUCUUGCACGGUGCACGUCGGUCCAGGAAUGGCGCGAUAAAGUGAUCAGAGGAAUCAGUCCAAGUACACUCACGUCUGGUGUUGCCGUCUCGUCAUGUAUUCUCCAAUUUGUCUCACUCAGGAUGAAUUUCAUCCCUUCAUCGAGGCACUCCUCCCUCACGUCCGCGCCAUCGCUUACACGUGGUUCAACCUCCAGGCCAGAAAACGCAAGUACUUCAAGAAGCACGAGAAGAGGAUGUCCAAGGACGAGGAGCGUGCGGUGAAGGACGAGCUCCUGAGCGAGAAGCCCGAGGUUAAGCAGAAAUGGGCGUCCAGGCUGCUGGCCAAGCUGCGCAAGGACAUUCGGCAGGAGUACCGGGAGGACUUUGUCCUCAGCGUGACGGGCAAGAAGCACCCGUGCUGCGUGCUGUCCAACCCGGACCAGAAGGGCAAGAUCCGCCGGAUCGACUGUCUGAGGCAGGCCGACAAGGUUUGGCGCCUGGACCUGGUGAUGGUCAUCCUCUUCAAAGGCAUCCCUCUGGAAAGUACAGACGGCGAGCGCCUCGUCAAGUCUCAACAUUGCACCAACCCAGCACUUUGUGUCCAGCCACACCACAUAACGGUAUCGGUCAAGGAGCUGGACUUGUUUCUAGCGUACUAUGUCCAGGACCAAGACUCGCAGCAGUCAGGAAGUCCCAGUAACAAUGAGCCAGGCAAGAGCCCUCUUCCAGUUUACUUGGAAGACAGCUUCAUCAAAUCAGGAGUCUUCAGUGUUACAGAACUGGUGCGAGUGUCCAGAAUGCCCAUCACCCACGGUGCCGCGGUAAACUUCUCAAUGGCCGACAUGCCCAGCCAGCCCUACUAUCAUGAUCUGAACUCCAGCGUGGGGCUGCACCGCUCCCUGUCCUCCCCUCCCGGCAGCAAAAGGCCCAAAACCGUCAACAUGGAGGAGAACAUGGACACCAGCCCGACAGGACCCGACUUCUACUCGUCACCCAGCUCGCCAGCCAGCAGUCGGGCCAACUGGCACGACAGAGAAGGAGCAGAUAUGUCCUCUCCUACCAUGAAGAAGCCCGAUAAGCCGCUGUUCAGCCCGACCUCCCCGCAGGACUCCUCAUCACGACUCAGCACUUUCUCUCAGCCUCAUCACCCAAGCCUAACAGGUGUGGGACACAGUGUUAUAUCGACGAGGAGCCCCCCUCCGCACUCGCCCCUGCAGUUCUCGGCCUCGGCGAUCUUGCCCCCGGCGCCGUCGCCCUACUUCUCGCACACCACCAUCCGCUACCCGCCCCACCUCAACCCAGCUGACACCCUCAAGAGCUACGUGCCGUCAUACGACCCGUCCAGCCCACAGAGCAGCCAGCCUAACAGCAGUGGUCAGGUGGUCGGAAAGGUCCCGGGCCACUUCGCCCCGGUCCUGGCUCCCUCCCCGCACCACGGCGCCGUGCGACCCGUCUCGCUCUCCAUGUCGGACACCAAGCCCAUCACCACAUCCACAGAAGUUAUGGCACGUUACCCAGGCUACUCAGCCCCCGGCACCCCAACAGCUAACCGUUUUGUAGGCCUGAGCCCAAGAGACCCAGCCUUCCUUCACCAGCAACAGCUGAGGAAGUGUGACUGGAGCGUGACUCAAAACGGCAGGCAUUAUGGCCCCAGUGCCACUGACGACACUUUGGGGAUUACUUGGCAAAGUCCUGGUACCUGGGCGAGCUUAGUUCCAUUCCAAGUGUCGAACGGGACGCCGAUUCUGCCAACAAAUGUCCACCAGAACUACAGCAUAAACAUCAUUGGUGAGCCGCUGGUCCCCGCCGAGACGGGGAACUGAGUACACGGAGGCCGGAUACCUCCCCCCAACCCCCCCACCCCCAUACCCUCAUCCCACCCUCCCAGGACGAACGCGUUGGCGGGGGUGCUGGCGGUGCACGGUCAGCACUAAAGGUGUCCGCAGCCAUGGAUGAAACCAGCAAGCAGCACGAGCUGCACAAAUCCCCCCCCCCCUCCCAGUCCCGUCCCUUCCGUGACCCCUUCUCUGCCUCCCCCCCCCCCCCCCCCCCCCCCCCAUCCCACCCGCCCCGCCCCUCCACAUUAAGGACACUGGCCGCGAAGUGAAGAAGAGGGUUGGUUCGGAGGAAAAGGGAUAGAAAGCUGAAGCUUCAGGUCUGCUGCCCGGCCCACUCACCCACCCACCAGUCAGUUGUUGUGUUUGCAGAACUUUUCAAUCCAUUCAAAUACUGUGAUGUAUAGAUGCCUUAAUGUUUUAUUGCAUGACACUCUAGUCUCUUAGCGGCAAUUCCGACUAUUUUUCCAUGUUGAGGGGAAGUUGUACAAUCUUGAUUCUCACACACACACACACACACACACACACACACACACACACACACACACACACAGGUGAAGAGGUUUGCGUAUCGACACCUUCUGCCUGGUGGAUGGCUCCGAAACUCUCAAGUUCUCCGAACAGACCUCUUGAAAAGAGGCUUUCCCUGAUGAAACGAUUCACUGUGUGCACCAUAGGAACAAAACAAACAAAAAAAAUGAAUUCAGAGUGUUUCUUUUGAUUUCAGUUUACUGUGAUACGACUCUUUGUUCAGAAAAUGUGUUGACUUGUGUUUAUUCUUAACUACUACUUACUUCAAGAAUUAACGUAAAUACUUACGGAGAAAGAGUUGAGAACUCUUGAUGCGGUUUUCAAAAAACACUAAACGUCUGGCUUGAGAUUGGACCCCUCAUUAAAGAAUUUGCAACUCCUUUACAAAAGGACUUAAAAAGACGGAGAACACGAAAAUGUCGAUAGAGGCGAGUGCAAUUUGUUUUUUGAAGGGAAGCUAUCAGUCUGUCAGCCCUAGGACUCUAAAGGAUGGGGGAUUAAUAUUAAAUGGUUGUAUGGGUAAAAUGUUAAAGAAAACAUUUGAAUUUGAUUUCAGUCACAUAUCCUUCUCACAUGAGAAAGACUUCAAGAGUGGAAGUCAUUUGAAGGCAAGCACUAAGCUACCUGUACAGCGUCGGGCAAAACCAGCACUUCUUUUGAGCCCUCCCCAUCAUUACGGGGAGUUUUAUUUUAAUUUAUUUUGGGGGAAAAAAUAACCGAACAUAGGUAAAGAAAUGUGACACACAUGGUGUAUAAAUAUGGCAUUUCACGUUUAUUUUUAAAAAACAAAUGUUCAAGAUAAGAUCAAGAGCAUAUGCAUUUGGCCGUCAGCUUUUAAAGCUUGUGUUUACAAAAAAAAGUAAUGCAAAAUGUUUAUUAAUGGAAAUGUACAAUUCAUCAAAUGUACAGUAGGCUUUACGUGUAAAGCUGCAGUGGAAGAGGUUGAAAACUGAAAUGAUGAAUCCAGGUGGUGGCAAAUCCCUGAAAUUUAGAAUUGUGCACGGCAUGUUCACAGCCAUUGCCUCUCCAGUCCAGACAUAUUUAUACCAGGAAAAUCUCUCCAAUACUCUUAAUUUGCACGAUGACAUAUAGUCCACAUUACGUGCCUUGCCUUUGAAUAUAGAGACAUCACUACACUUGUUUUUGCUGCAUUUAUCAUUAUAGAAAAAAAAAUUAACAUUUUUAUGAUAAGAAUCGUUUUGUACUCUGAAUGAUAUUGUUGAUUUUUAACUUUAUGUACUACUCUAUCUCACAGUUACGUUGCAUAUCAAGGCUGUGUAUAGUUGCCGUUCUAAAGUUUGUAAUCAACCAGCGUUUUGUUUUUUUCUUUCAGUAUUUUGGUGGUUUCUUCUAAUAACCUUUCAUCUUUUGUUUUCCUUAUUUUUCAAUGCUCAUUUUGUUCAUCUUCCAAUUACUAUUGUGGAGGGUGGAAUUCAGAAUUAUGAAAAUUAUGCAAUACCAAGUUUUGCCUAUGUAGGUAGUGCUUAUAGAUGCGUCAAUUAUUAGAGGCUAGUUUGGAGAUAGAUAAUAUUGUAAUGCUUUUUGUUUGUUGAUAUCGUUGUUUGUCGUUGUCGUUGUUGUUGAUGAUGUUGUUGUUGUUGUGGGUGUUUUUAUUUUUUUAUCGACCAAUGUGGUGACUGCUUUCUAUGCAGUUCAUCACGUGGUCUUUUUUUUUUUUUUUUCUUCUCCUUCUUUAUUUAGCUAAUAGUCCUACCGAAUAACGGUUAGACGUGUUCCAGUGUAUUUUCAAUUCGGGAACUUUAGUAAGAGGGGCGGUAUUUUUUCUAAAAGUACUUAAAAAGAAACGCACCCUUGGUCUUUCUACGGCUGCAAAGUCACUGAUUGGUCUACUGUGACUGUCAACUUUCAACUUUCCACCCGGGGUGCUAGCAUGUGACCUCGAAGGAGCUCAUAUAUUUCACGUGGGGGGGAGACGGCUUGACUUGAGUAUGACAAUCAUUUUAAGAAAUCAUUUUGCGUAGAAUCCAAUUCUCUCAUAGAUCCCUUAAAGCCGGCGACAGUUCCUGUUGCACGCUUGUAUCGACUACUACCCCGUUGCUCUACUAGACGUCACCGAAUGCAAUUCCCAAGUAGAUGCCUUAAACACAUCAGUGAAGUGGCCUGUGACCCGCGCAACAAUCACACACCGACUAAUGCUAGUGAGACCUGUCUAAAUCAGUGCCAGACAGGCUCAAGCAAGCCUUUAGAAAGUAUUUUAUAAGUAGUAGAUUUGUAUAAAUGUAUAUACGAUGUGCACAUAUGUCAAUUCCUGAGAUACUUCCCCAGCAGAGAGCCCCAGUAGAGCACGUUGGAGUAAAUAUGGGAGUCACAGAAGCGUGGCGUUUCCUGACUUUCCUUGUCCAGUGGCCCGGUAGAAGCUUAGCUAGGAUCCACUAUAAUGAGAAAAAUAUAGCACUUAACUAGCACAUAGGCAAUCGUCUUCUUCCCCCCGUGCAGUGUGUUGAAUCUAGUCUUAAACUCCAUCUCUCAGGCGUUUUACAGGGCAUUAUUUAUAUGAUUAUUAUCUUACCGGAAAAAAAUCAAACACGACUUUUCUCACAGUGAGAGCAGCGCCUCGGAUGCUGCUGACACCUUUUGCACUCUUUCCCUACAAUCGUGGAAGAAAUGCUCCCCCUCGGAGAGACGGUAGUGCUGGGGACUCUCCGGCUUUUGUCAGCAGGGGGCUAAGAAGCAGAAAACAUUUUUUAAAAUAAUCCUCAAGUCAAGCUCGAUUUCUCCGUCGUCACCCAGAUAUCUUAUGCAGAAUUUUUCAAACGGAAAAAAAAGUCACCCCGUUUUAUGUGCACUGUCUUGUUUUGUUGUUUUAAUCUUUUAUUUAGUUAUUUUAAAAGAAAAUCUACAAGUGCUUUGCAGCCUUUGGCCAUUGCGUGUGUGUGUGUGUGUGUGUGUGUGUGUGAUAAAAAUGUGUCAGGGUCACUGUGCUGUUGGUGUUUAUUUGAAUAGGAGACUGUACAUAAAGGUAAAUGUCCUGAUCGCGUCGAUAGCAGUAGUCUGUGGGCUUCAACUGCAUUGGCAGCUUGAGCGUAUGCGUGCAUGCGCGCACCCGUGUGUGUGUGUGUGUGUGUAUGUGACUUUUUUUGAGCUGGAUGUGUGAUCGAGUGCCUCUGACACAACACAAUGAGAGAAGAAGGGGGUCUUUCUAUUGAAAAAAAAAAGCCUGCCGUGGGACAGGAGUUUGUACACUGUAAACUUUUUUUGAGACUUCUCCUCUUAAGCCCUUAUUUGUAAAUCUUCAAUUCUGGGGGAAAAUAAGUCAAUUCCAUUUUAGGAAAGAAAAAGAAGCUAAUUUUAAGUUGGGUUUUUGUUUUGGAGGCUGGAUUUGAGUUAGAACUCUCCAGGCUUUCCCAAUUAGUAGAGUCUAAAGUGUUUUCAUCGCUUGUAUUAUUGUAUGUAAAGUAAAACGGGGGACAUAUUCUAUACAGACAUUAAUAUUAAAAAAACAACAAUGAAGGCUUUUUUUAAUUAUAAGUAUUAUUAUUUCUUAUCUUGCUUAGUGCUUAGAUUUUUCCAUUUGGGAAACACGUCAUGAAUAUUUGAAUUGUUGUUCUUUCCUUAGCGUGGCCAUAGCAAGUGUGAUGUGGUUUAUCUCAUUUUUUGGGGGGGUGUGAAUUCUUGUCCAACGAGAUCUCGGUGUGAGUGUGCUUCUUGUAGCAGCUGGGGGCGACCUCACUUAAGCCGUAGAAAAGGCCCCAGAUUGCACCUGGCCGAAAGCGCGAAGCAGGGUAAAAAUCUGUGGUGACAAACUUCCUCCAUGAAUCUAUGAGCUGGUUUCUCUUUUUUCUUUCUUUCACGGAGGAGACGUUGCAAGGCGACAUAGAGAAGAUUCGGACGGACAAUUUCUAGCCGUCUUACGCAGACGACUCUCUCUUAAAUAUAUAUCUCUUUAAAAAUCAGUAGAAACAUCUAGGCAUCGCUCAUUUUGCACAUUCCACAUGCUGUCGAUGCCUGAUGUCAUUUGGUAAAACACUUUAUUCUCACUACAAAUAUUACUUAAACUGCAGGUGCUUCAGAAUAGGGUACUGUACCUUCCAGCUGAUAUUAGCUGGUGUAGUUGUGCAUGGUUCCGUUUCGCCACAGUACGCAGGGAGUGAUUGUCGUCGGUCAGACAGCUCUUGUAACUAUACAAAAGUUUGUGUUCCACCCGCCAGAAGGAGCUGUACUUACGGCAGAUUUGAAACUCACAGUAACCUUAUUUUAGAAAGUAUUAUGUCAUUGAUCACUACGAUCACCGAGAAUCAGGACAACUGCGAGGACGACCUUUUGGCACUCACGCAAUAUGUGCGAUUUUACUUUUGUCGGAAUGUCUCACGCACUCUGUGCGAAUACAUGCACACUUAGAAGCAAAAGAUUAGAACUUAAUUUUCAUCCCACGUGAGCAAUACACACCUUCCAUACGUUGGCUGGCUGCUAGUCACUUGGCAUCAGGUUGUUAUCAAACAUAAAAACCAGCAUUUUUACAGGAUGUAAUAUUCACCAAAAGAAGACAAACAGAUAGCAAUGCAGUGCCUGGUCAAGUGUCUAUUGUAUAUAAUUGUAAAAUGUGAUAGACUUACUUUCAUAUGUGACACGCAAAAACACUUUCUCGCAGAAGAGAGUGUGGCAGACUCGUCUAGAAAAAUGCUUAAUAUUACUUCUUUGAUGGUCUUUAUUUUUUUUUUGCAAUUUAUUAAUUAUAUCCGCACACAAUGCCCACAUCAAGCUUGUUCAAACAUUGAGAGGAAAUGUUAAUUCUUCUAUUUCUUUUCUUUCUCUUUUUUUGUUUUAGGGAGGGGGUGGGGAAGAGUGUGGGGGGGGGGGGGCAGUGCUACAUUUAGAGGAGCGAAAGGAUGAACUAACAUCUUUUCUUAAGAUUACUCGCCAGUUUUCUGUGCAAAAAUGGCUUACUUUUGGGUCUUGGGGCACUUUUACGUCCCUCUGCGCCCACAUUUUGACUUCAUGAUUCAAUGGGGAAUUAUAUAUAGCUGACAACAACAACAACACCAACAAAACGAUAUGUAAACAGUCUCCAGUAGUGAUCGUAGUUACACUGCAAGUGUUUGCAAAGGUCUAUGUAUGUAUCUGAAUGUACGUUUUAGAGGACUUUUUUGGAAACCUUUUUUGUUUUUUAUCUUUUCAUUGACAGUUUAGGAGCCACAGGUGUCCAUUGUGAACUGUAUAGCGAAGGCCUUGAUAUCCCUUUUUUUAAUUAAUUUUAGAAAUGCCGAGCAUUAGGCGAUGCCUUCAAGCUGGUUACAUUUGGUGCAGGGGCUAAAAUUGCCACAAGAUUAAAAUCAGUGUAAAUAUAGGCUCAACUUUUUUGUGAUUGUUACUGUUAUAUCCAGCCUAUACUGCUAGCAGCUGUUUUUACUGCAGUCAAUUACUGGAAGUGGAUAUAUUUCCUAUGCAAAACUGUUUAAACAAUAAAAUGAGCUAUGCUACAAAAAAGA
This is a messenger RNA of Gasterosteus aculeatus aculeatus (three-spined stickleback), 8200 nucleotides long. Lineage: Eukaryota; Metazoa; Chordata; Actinopteri; Perciformes; Gasterosteidae. The record is from RefSeq and is a predicted model, not a curated record.